UGCAAGUGAGACACCCUAGCUCUCAGCCCAGAAAUAAAAAACAUAUUUCGAAGUGAGUGUUAGCUUAUCACAUUUCCUGCAAAAUAAAUUAGUCUUGUUAACUGAAAGCCUAAGGAAUGGCGUUUAAUAGCCGGGUUUUGGUGCCUGUCCUCAAGGCCGAUGAUGACGAAAAGGAGUUAGUUGAUCCGCAAGCAGCCCUUAGGGAGAAGUGCCAGGCCAAAGGUCACAUUGCGUCCCUGUACAACAAGUAUCAAGAGUGCAAUGAUCGUGUGAAUGGCAAGUCCAAAACCACUGAGACAUGCAUGGAGGAAUUGUUCGACUUCGUCGCUGAAUUGGAUCAUUGCGUUGCUCACAGUCUCUUCUCGAAACUCAAAUAGUUUCAAAUUCUAGCAAUGCUAAAAAAAUAAAAUUGGCACUUAAAUAAAGGAAACAAACUAAAACAU
This is a messenger RNA of Drosophila melanogaster (fruit fly), 443 nucleotides long. RefSeq names its product Ubiquinol-cytochrome c reductase 11 kDa subunit-like (gene UQCR-11L). Gene Ontology annotation, biological process: mitochondrial electron transport, ubiquinol to cytochrome c. Lineage: Eukaryota; Metazoa; Arthropoda; Insecta; Diptera; Drosophilidae. The record is from RefSeq and is marked reviewed. The transcript has a single exon. The coding region runs from base 117 to 377 and encodes 86 amino acids. Gene Ontology annotation, cellular component: membrane; mitochondrial inner membrane.